ACGCAUUGCUCCGUGUUUGUCUGUUGUAUUGGUUGCGUUGCAAGUUCGGACAUUGUCUAUCAUAUAAGAUUCUCCAGGGUUGUGAGGGCUGGUUGCAUUAUCCUGUCGUAGAAAUUCAUCUGUUUGUUUAACAGUGGUAUCGAACAGUCGUAACCAAACGCUUCUGCUGGUAGCGUGCAACAACAACAGUUGACAACGGACACCUACGAGGCGUCAUUAUAUACGCCUUAUUAACGUACACGAAAAAUUUUGCUUUUCGCUUAUUGGAGGAAAAUGGGACUGUUUGACUACUUGGCUAAAUGGCUGGGCCUGAAGAAGAAAGAGGUUAACGUGCUCGUCGUAGGACUGGAUAACAGUGGGAAAAGUACGAUUAUAAACCACUUCAAAACAGAAGAAUCCAAAUCACAUGAUAUUGUUCCAACGAUAGGUUUUAAUGUGGAAAAAUUUAAGAACAAGUCACUACAGUUUACAGCAUUUGAUAUGUCUGGUCAGGGAAGGUACCGCAAUCUUUGGGAACAUUAUUACAGAGAAUGCCAUGGUAUUAUAUUUGUUAUAGACAGUGCAGAUAAGAUGAGGAUGGUGGUAGCCAAAGAUGAAUUAGACUCGAUGUUACAGCAUCAAGACUUGAAGAACAGGCGGAUACCUAUCCUUUUCUUUGCAAACAAAAUGGACAUGCGUGAAGCUGUAUCAAGUGUGAAGUGUUCUAGCUUGAUGGGCUUAGAGCAGGUUAGAGAUAAGCCAUGGCAUAUAUGUGCCAGCAAUGCAAAGACUGGAGAAGGCCUUCAUGAAGGAGUAGAAUGGCUAACAGAUCAGUUAAAGGAGUUGGUGAAUGUGAAAAAAUAGCUGUUGGAUGAUUGUAUGCAUCUGUUAUACUUUAUUAUACGUUAUAGCUUCCCUUAGUUGAAGUUUUGAUAUACUUAAAAAAACAACAGAAAUUCUGUCCAAUGUUUAUUCUGUAUGGCUGUCUAUACCAAGUAAAACAAUAAAAUUUACCUGUUUUUGGUCUCUAGCUAUAGAGAUAGGUCGGUAUAAAGCAGAUUUUUGGGGAGAUUCAACAUAUAUUAAAACUUUACAUGACAUUGAACUCUAGUUUGAUAACAUAUAAUAAACUAGGAUGUGCUUACAAUGUAUAAGUUUCAAAUAGAAAACUAGUAAUAUUCAAAGGGACUGUGACUUUACAUGUGACAAACUCUGUGGAGCCCAUUAUAAAAAGUUAGAAAGUUACUUAAGCACCGAGAGAGAAAAUGCAUGACGGUACAUCAAGCAGUGCCCUGACAAAUGUAAGCUUGCUGGACUAAUUUACAUCUGAAAUGAACAGCCAGCUGUAUAGGUGUAUGUUCAUAUCACUGUAGUCGUUAUCUGUAAAAUAUUGACUUUUAUCUAGUCCUAUAAUACAAUAUGAAUUGUUUUAUAGUUCUGACUUGACACUAACUUGUAUCACCACAUCACCAUGUUACAUUAUUCGCUUUCCAAAACCACCUACCUCUCAACAACAGCAGCAUCCCAGUCAGCCUUUUAUUCUGUCGUGGUUAACCAUUGCUAUUUCCACAAUAUUUGUCAGUUAUCAGUAGAGGGUUUUGCUAGAAAUGUGAAAUAGGAUGUGCAAACAUCCCCUUUUGGAGCCAUUUUGUUUUAGCAGGGUGUCCAGAUUUCAUUUUCUCCUAACUCUUCAGUCAUAAAGUGUUGAAAACAGGGUGUCCAAAUAGCACCAGUUUUUUUAUUUCAGUGGACUGGUAGCUGGAUAACCCAAUAGUUAAUAAUCGCCAGUGGACACUCAUCAUUGUGCUGCGCUAAAAACCGGUCAAUUUGCAACAUUCAUAGAAGUUCUCUUAUGACUUUGUCCUACUUUGCUUUUAAACAUGAUAUUCCGAGUUCCGAUAGAAUUUUGCCAGUGGGCACAUCUACGUUUUCCCUUUUGUUCAAUUUAGUUAGGUGGGCUGGCAAUUAUGUACUGAAUGUCGCUUGUAAAGCUGGGAGUUUUAAACAGGAAACCAGCAUGUCCAUGCUUCUGGGCAUUAUCUUGGACAUCCAGCAUGGUGUGUGAUCAGGAUCCUGAUGUAGAUAUGGGUUUGCAUUUCAUCAGUUUGAAACAAGUAAUUAUGGAAGAAUUGGCUGGUUGGGAUUGAUGUGUUGGUUAUUUGGCUUUACCUCUUGGGCAAUAUGCUGAUUGCAUGCUGUUGUUGUUGGUGGGUGGGUUUUGAACUUGAAUAAUUUGACAUGGCAGUAUUCAUCUGUGUCCAGUCAGAAUUAUAAACCACAAAGUCAUAUUGUAUAGGACUAACAGUUAUCUGUGUUAUGGCAAUUUAGCUACCAGAUGAAGUAACUUAUUUUUUUAUUAGUUUAUGGAUUGAACUAUGUGCAACUGGUGAUUAAAAUAUUUUCUCUUAGUACAAGUACAAAUGGAAGAUGUACCGUAUAUGUUAUAUGUGAAAGGCUUUGUACAUACAUGUAAUUUAAUUGUAAAGUUUUCUUACAUGCUGACCUGAAAAGUCAAUACAUUAUUGCACUGUUCUGAUAUUUUAUGAUGUGUGCUUGAUCACAUGUACAUUUGUGUUAGAGUAAUGUGUACUUUACAGUUACAUUGAAAUGUAUUCACAUAUCAUAAAACAUUGUAUGAUGUAGUAGAACAUGUGUACUAGUAUAUAUGUGUGUUGUUACUAUACCAUCCAAGUACAUGUACUAUCAUUGUCUUUUAUUGUUUAGGAAGGAAAAAUUUACCCGGCCUUAAAACUUGCAUAUUUGACAUGUAUAUGAGAUAAUUUAGCUACUUCUGUGAUAUUUAUGAUUUAGCGAGAUGAAAUUGCUCUGCCAGGAUAUUCAUUGUCACCUUCAACAUUACGUUUUCAUAACAAUAUUUUAUUAUCCAUGGUGGCCCAUUCAUUCUUUAAGACAUUGAAUCAAAAUUUAACAAAUCAGGUAUUUUUAUCAUUAUUUCAAUGAGAGAAGCUGGGGCUGGUUAUUCAAAAUGUGAUAAAUUUAAACCUUAAGUUUUAAUAUUUGUCUUGACCUAAUACAAAACUAAACAAAACUUUAUUCCAGACUAAAGUUGAUACCGGGCUUAACAGCCAAUACACUUUUGAAAAACUGGGCCCUGAUGUUAAUUAUGAAGUGAUAUAUACUUGAUGUGCCUGUAUGACAAUUGCAGUAAAAGAUGUACAUUUAUGUGGA
Messenger RNA from Liolophura sinensis, 3168 nucleotides. RefSeq names its product ADP-ribosylation factor-like protein 6. The record is from RefSeq and is a predicted model, not a curated record. The coding region runs from base 274 to 843 and encodes 189 amino acids. Lineage: Eukaryota; Metazoa; Mollusca; Polyplacophora; Chitonida; Chitonidae. The transcript has a single exon. Gene Ontology annotation, molecular function: GTPase activity; GTP binding.